UUCGCUAUAUUGCAGCACGUGUCCCGACCAUGCAUUCACAUGAAUACAUACAUAUACAUAACGCUUCCUUCAAACAUGCAUAUAUGUCUAUGCAAGCAACGUUUUGAUUGAGAGUUGAGAAGAAUCUUGUUAGUUAGAAUGGCGGAUCUUAAAGACGAAAGAGGAAACCCGAUCUACCUUACGGACCAACAAGGCAAGGCAGCUCAGCUAGUGGACGAGUUAGGUAACGCGAUGUACGUGACAGGUGUUGCAACCACAGUCCCUCACCUUAAGGAGAGCAGCUACACAGGUCCACAUCCAAUCACAGCCCCGAUAACGACCACCGAUACACCUCACCACGCACAGCCUAUCUCCGUGUCACACAACCCUGUUGAAGAGCACGGCAUAUCUUCCUCCAACUCUAGGGAUGAAGGAUCAGGAGGGGAAGGUAAUAGAAGGGAUGAAACUAAGACAAGGGUAGGCAGGCACGAGACAUCAACUGCAACCGUAGAAUCAGUAUCGGCUCAUGAAGGAGCGCAGGAGAAGAAGAGUUUGGUUAAGAAGAUUAAGGAGAAACUUUCCGGCCACAAAGUUAUUUAGUAAUUUCUGUGCAAAUGGCUCCUUCCUAAAACUAUGUUUAGUUUAUAAAUGAUUAUAU
Molecule: messenger RNA, 637 nt
Organism: Raphanus sativus (radish)
Lineage: Eukaryota; Viridiplantae; Streptophyta; Magnoliopsida; Brassicales; Brassicaceae
Product: late embryogenesis abundant protein
Exons: 2
Coding region: 139-579 (146 amino acids)
Source: RefSeq, a predicted model, not a curated record